Messenger RNA from Peronospora matthiolae, 441 nucleotides. Lineage: Eukaryota; Oomycota; Peronosporomycetes; Peronosporales; Peronosporaceae. The record is from the annotation of a GenBank genome assembly.
AUGGCUGGCUGGCUGCGUGCAAAGCUUCUCAAUUGGCUGGUGGCAAUCCCAAGUUCUCACGAAAGCGUCGGAAUCAGCGCCAAAGCCAUCGGAGCGCACAUGUCGAGCUCCUCCCCUCCGUCCACUCGUACACGUGCUCGUCCACCACGUGUACCAAUCGAUGGACAGGCAGUGAGUGUGUCAGUCCACCAUGUUGAUCCUUAUGUGUAUCGCUUUGCCUUGUUUGCUAAAGGCCAGUCAGUCGGUGGUCAGGUAAGUCCUUGGAUAAAGUGGUUGCUCGCGAGGUUCCGACGCUCUCGCCCGAUGCAAUUGGAACUCGUGCGAGUGAAUGGAAGCAAGGCAAGUUUCGACUCAGUGAUCCAAAGUGGAGACUUUAUCGACCACUUGAAGCACCGACAUGAACUAAAUGUCCAUUGUCCAGCUGGCGGAGAAGGCACGUAG